Molecule: messenger RNA, 1823 nt
Organism: Herpailurus yagouaroundi (jaguarundi)
Lineage: Eukaryota; Metazoa; Chordata; Mammalia; Carnivora; Felidae
Gene: SECTM1
Product: secreted and transmembrane 1
Exons: 6
Coding region: 193-939 (248 amino acids)
Biological process (GO): immune response
Cellular component (GO): membrane
Molecular function (GO): cytokine activity
Source: RefSeq, a predicted model, not a curated record
GGUGUGGAUCCUGGAGCCCCAUUGGGGCAGCCUCCUCCCCACCCCCGCCGGCUCCGCCCUCGCCCUCAGCCGCCCGGCCGGGCAGACUCCUCUGGCUCGGUGCGCACAGGAGCCGCCGCCUGCGCAGGGAGCCAGGGUGCAGGGAGUGUCCCAAGAACCAAUGAGGUUCCCUGCCUCCCUGUGCUGCCUGCCAUGCUGUCCUUGACCUUCCUCCUCCUGGUUACCAGGAUGCUCUGGCCCAUCCUCCCGGCCACCGCCCAGAGUGCUCAGGAUGGAAGAGCUGGGGACCUUCCUUGUGGAGAGGAGUGUGCCGACUGCGCACUCCUGGCCCAGGAGCUGGGGACGCCGAGGCGGGCCCCAGGGGACACGGAGGCAGCCUUGCACAGGGCCACCACUUCCCAACACUCAGACUGGGACAACCCCUCCUGCACCGAAGGCGUGGUUUCCGUGUCGAGGGGUGAGAGGGCCGUGAUGUCCUGCAACAUCUCCAACCCCUUCUUGGGCGUCACCGUCUACCUGAUUGCCCUUGGGGAGGAUUCCCAGCCCCUCUUCAGGGUGACGCCCCCAGGCUGCUUCUGCCGGGGCGAGUGGCAGCUGCAGGUCUGCGGAGGUGUGGCACAGCUGGUGAUUCCGAAGGCGAGCGAUGCCCAGGCUGGGUGUUACAAGUGGCAUCUCCAAGGUCUGCAGAGGAAUAUUAAAGUCACCACAUUGAACGUUUUAGCAUCAGGCGCAGAGGCCCAGGACCUGAACCAGACAGGAGUCCUACCCCUCACCUCUUCCUGCGGCCCGCAGAUGCCGUGCCCGGGGUGGGCCGAACGCCAGUUCCAGGUGGUGCUCGUGGUCACCGGUGUCAGUGUCGCCCUCGCCAUCCUGGUGGUCACCGUGUUAGCCUGGCGCCAACGGCACAGUCCCCUGUACUUGAAGCCCCCAGGGGUCUGAGGCCACCGGCACCGAAACUCACCCCCCAGCAACGGAGCCCCGCGUGUCCCACACCCAUCUGGUUGACAGAAGCCCGUGCACCUCACAGAGGUGGCAGACAGGCGCAGGCCCCCCAUCCCUGUCUGCUGGCCCGGGACACCUGCUCGGCCCUACGGCCCAGGGGCCAGCUCCCUUCCCCGGGCGGAGGGUGGCCCCAGGUCGCUUCUCUGGCUCCCCACCCCAGCCGCAGGCUCUUCCCCACCUGGGCCCCCGGCAGCUCUCUGGGCUCCCCGACUCUGUGGUCAAAGAUGGGAAAAAUCUCAAGCUCUAAAACAUUCGACCUCAGAGGACCUCUCCCUCCUCUGCCCCAUCAGGGCCGGUGGGGUGGGGUUGGGGGUGUACUUCCGGCCUCGGGUGCACAAGGGGCGGCUGCAGCCUCGGAGGCACCCCGCUUUGGGUCUCAGGUUGAUCUUGGGCACACCCCUGUCUUUGACCAGGAGCCAGAACAGCUUUGGGGGACCGUCCUGCCGGCAGUCCUGGGGUCAAGCUGAGGGCAUAGAGGCCUGAGGUGGGGAGCCAGCCCCGCCUCCACCACUAGGGGGCUCGCCAGUGGGGGCUGGCGACAGGUGACGGCUCUGCCUGACGGCUCUGCCGUAGCACACGGCUCCCCCCUUCUCUCCCCCCCAGCCACAGGGCCCCUCCCCCACCGCCCCUCUGCUGACCCUUCCCCACCCCAAACCCCUUUAUGUCAGAUGUCUUUCUGAUCGCAACUGUAUGACUCCAUUCAGUGUGUUCUUAAGAGGGACAUACAGGCUUUUUCUAAAGUACACGUUCAGUGCUUUGGAAAACACCCAUAACACCAAUCCUUCAGAUGAAUAAAACAAACCAAUCGAGAAACCAUGAAA